This is a messenger RNA of Pyrenophora tritici-repentis Pt-1C-BFP, 1660 nucleotides long. Its product is annotated as WD40 repeat protein. Gene Ontology annotation, biological process: regulation of DNA-templated transcription; chromatin remodeling. Gene Ontology annotation, molecular function: histone binding; nucleosome binding. Gene Ontology annotation, cellular component: cytoplasm; nucleus; Rpd3L complex. The record is from RefSeq and is a predicted model, not a curated record. Lineage: Eukaryota; Fungi; Ascomycota; Dothideomycetes; Pleosporales; Pleosporaceae.
AUGCCGUUAUCAGACGCUCUCGACUCGCGCGAGAUGGACGACCAAGAGCAGGUCGAGCAGAAGAUUAUCAACGAAGAGUACAAGAUAUGGAAGAAGAAUAGCGUUUUUCUCUAUGAUAUGCUCUACGGACGCGCACUCGAGUGGCCAACCCUCACCACACAAUGGCUACCCGACAAGAAGCCUGUAGAAGGCACCAACAUGAGCCAGCACCGCAUCAUCCUCGGCACCCACACCUCGAACCAGGCGCAGAAUUACCUUCAAAUCGCCCACUGCGAGAUUCCCGACUUCCGCGUUCCCGACUUGUCAGAGCUCAACGAGGAGCGGGGGGAGAUUGGCGGCUAUGGCAAUGCAAAGAAGCCUUUUGACUUCAAGAUUGUGCAAAAGAUCAACCACCCCGGCGAGGUCAACAAGGCGCGAUACCAACCACAGAACCCCGACAUAAUAGCGUCUCUUUGCGUAGACGGCAAGGUGCUCGUUUUCGACCGCACCAAGCACCCACUGCAGCCCAAGGACGACACCGUCAAGUUCGAAGCGGAGCUCGUAGGACACAGCAAGGAGGGCUUUGGACUAAGCUGGAGUCCCUUGAAGGAGGGCCACCUGGUGACUGGUAACGAGGACACGACGGUCAAGACAUGGGACAUCAAGUCCGGCUUCUCCAAGAGCAACAAGACCAUCAGCCCAACAGCAACGUACAACGUCCACAGCGCCACCGUAAACGACGUCCAAUACCACCCCAUCCACAGCCACCUCAUCGGCACCGCAUCCGACGACCUCACCUGGCAAAUCCUCGACACGCGCAUGGAGACGUACAAAAAGGCAUUAUACAGGAAGGAAGCUCACGAGGACGCUGUCAACUGCAUCUCCUUCCACCCAGAAUUCGAGGCGACAUUCGCAACAGGUUCCGCAGACAAAACCGUCGGCAUCUGGGACCUACGAAACUUCGACAAGAAGCUACAUAGCCUCCAAAGCCACCGCGCAGACGUCAUCGGUCUCCAAUGGCACCCACAAGACGCCGCCAUCCUCGCCAGCUCCAGCUACGACCGCCGCAUUUGCCUGUGGGAUCUCAGCAAGAUAGGGUCAGAACAGUCGGACGAGGAGGCAGAAGAUGGUCCUCCCGAGCUACUCUUCAUGCACGGCGGCUUCACAAACCGCAUCUGCGACUUUGACUGGAACAAGAACGACCCCUGGCUCAUGAUGGGCGCGGCAGAAGAUAACCAACUUCAAAUCUUCCGCCCCUCGCGUAAACUCGUGGAGCCGCUCAAGAAGACUGUUAAUCAUGGAGAGGUCUCGGAUUGAGCUCUUUUUCCCCUCUAUUUAUCUAUGCCCAUUCUCUUGACGUGGGCUAAUGGGUCCUUGUGUGAUAACAGGCAGCGGAUCAGACAAGGCGUCCAGCAGACAUAUUCGUUGGAUCCUUACCCAAUCGAUUUCUACAGUUGUGGCGGCGGUUGGGUUUCGUGUUCUGAGUCGCCUUGUUAAGAGAGUGGGUUGGGGCUUUUGAGUCUAUCCCCUCAUAUUUGUUUUGGCUGACUGGCUGUACGUAACCGUGGCUAGGUUUGAAUGGUGGAAUGUGAAAUGAGCGUGUUCAAGGCGUCUACAUCAAAAUCGGGUGGAGGAGUGUGAUAUCCUUUGCUUUCUUAAAUCCAAACACCGUAUUUCUCUC